CACUGCCUUAUCACCUUCACAGUAAAGAAUUUCCUUCUAAUAAGUAAUCAAAACCUCAAUUCUUUUAGCAUAAAGUCAUCGUCCCUUGUCCUAACACCACAGGCUGGUGUAAAAGUCCCUCUCCAACUCUUUUUUAGGCCCUUUUAGGUAUGGGAUUGCCCCUGGAGCCUUCUUUUCUCCAGGCUGAACAACCCUACCUCUCUCAGCUUCUCUCAGCAGAGAGAAGUUGCUCCAGCCCUCUGAUCCUCUUUGUUGCUCUCCUCUGGACUCAUUCCAACAGGUCCCUGUUGUCCUUUUGAUGGGGACCCCAGAGCUGGAUGCAGUAAUCUAGGUGGGGGUCUCAGAAGAGUGGAGCAGAGAGAGAGAAAAGCACCUCUCUCAACUCGCUGUGUGUAAUGUUUUUGUCAGGUUCCUCCUUUUUCUACCCUUCCUUUGACUUGUUUAUUUGGAUGAUAUAACUAUUAUAUUCUCUGUUGUCUGGACAACAGCUUGUUGUUAACAACCUUGAUAUUGGCCUGCAAGCACUGCUGUAACAUAACCAGCCAGUUCACAGAGAGAAAUAAUGGCAAGAAGAUGAAAGAGGAGGAAAAAUCCUAAUAAAAAAUACUUGAAAGAGCAAGACAGUAUUGUCUACACAUGUGUUGUAAAAGGUUUCUGUAUGUUGGGUUAAUAGUUUUCUUAUUAAUGUCUGGAAUUUCAGAGGAUGACCUGAUAUAAUGCCCAAGGUUUCAUGCUGAGAAAAUGGCAAAGCUGUUUUUUUCCCCUAAAAGCAGUAGCAGUUGGUUCUCUAAGUAAAUGUGUUCCUCUUGCUGCAGUGAUACAAUUCUUUCUAUCUAUUUUUAAGGAAAUUAUUUUUUAGCCCCAUAAUGAUAAUAAUAGUGAUACACAAUGCCUGAUCAGGACAAAAAGCUGAGGAGCACAGAAAAAGCAAAAGACAAAAAGCCUUCUGGGAUCUCUAGGAGGGAUUAUUCCAAUCUAAAAAGCCUUCAGUCUUUCUUAAGUGUUCAGUCAAAGAACCAAGAGCUUAUAUAUAUUGAAAGUGGUCAAACCAGUGUGACAAGAACUUGGCAAAAUGUCAAAAGCAAUUAACAAGAGUCCAGUGGUCAACGGCAAGAAUCAACAGAAGCUGUUGAGCUUGAAAAAUUUAGCAUGACCUACAAGAAUGAGAGAAAUUUUAGCAAACAUCCCAAGCAUCAGCUGUUUCAAAAUAUCUUUACAACUUUAGUUAAGGAGGGUUACCUGCAGUAUAUGGAAACAGUAGCAAAUCAUUAUCUUAACUAUGGAGAAGAGCAGCUGAAUGUAGACAAGUUGGUCAACAUGACAUUUAUUUUUCAAAAGCUUGCUACUUUUAAAAAUCAAAUAGAAUGGGUUAUAGCAAGUGGAGCACAUAAAUUAAUUGGUCUGAUGUAUGACUGGCUGUUUGAUAUAAAUAGAAUGCUCACAGCAGAGUUGCUGUGACUCCUUUGUGCAGAAUCACAAGUCAAAGAGCAAAUAAAAAUGUAUAAAGGAGCUCCAGUCUUGCUCACUUGACUCCAUUCUGAUCACAUCAAACUUCUAUGGAGUAUAGUUUGGAUUCUGGUACAGGUCUGUAAAGAUCCUGAGACUAGUGUGGAAGUUUGGAUCUGGGGUGGAAUCAAGUAGCUCCUUCAUAUGUUACAGGGAUAGGUUUUCAGUCCUCAGCAUUGUGAAUCUGAACACUCUUCAGUUGGAAGUUUAUCUGGUGCAAAUGCAGCAGGGAGAAUCCAGGAUCUUCAUUUGUCAGAUGAACUGAGUCCUGAUGAGAUACAAGAAAGUAUUUUCUCACUUCAAGCAAAUUGAAUACAUGCAAUAGCAAAGCUGAUUUUCAAAGAGAGGAAUGCUGAAAAAGCCAGUUUGUUACAGGUAGCUCCCUCUAUUAUCAUUUACCUCAAGUACUCUAUUUUAAAAUGGUUUCUGUAUAAAUAUAAUGUUCUAUUAAUUUCUUUUAUGAGACUGUACAUAGUCAUGGAGCUUAUAGAGGGGGUGCCGUUGGGAGAACACUCUUUGAAGGAAAAGCAACAACAGUUUAUAGAAGACAGAUUAUGGUAUAUAUUUAUCCAAGUAAGGACCUCCAUUCUUUUUGCCAGGAUAUUCCUACAUGUAAUUAAUAGCACCAUGUUUUUAGGCUCUGACUUUGGGCUUGCAAAGCCAAAGUAAGAAAACUGAAAACUUGUGCCAGCAGUGGCAAGCAUCCUGUACUCAUGUCCUGAAGUUGUAAAGGGUGAGCUGUAUGUAGAGAAGGCUGAUGUUUGGGCUGCAGACAUCCUUUAUCAGCUGGCCACUGUGAACCCACCAUUUUACAGCACCAAUAUGAAUAUGCUCUCCUUGGCAACUAAGGUAGUAGGGGCUGUAUAUGAACCUGUGCCAGAAGGACUGUACUCUGAAAAAGUGUCAUUUACCAUUAAGAGCUGCUUGACUCCUGAUGCAGGGACACAUCCAGACAUAGUGGAGGUCAGCUCAUCUGAUGUGAUUAUGAAUCUGGAUAUUUUAUCCACCUCUCUUCUCAUGUUGGAGAAGAAACUGGAUCAGGAGAGGAGACAAACCUCUCGAUACUUCAUGGAGGCAAAUUGAAAUGCAAAAAAUGAUGAGAAGUUGAGUCUGCUUAGUGGCAGCAGUGGACCAGCUACUUGAAAAAGUGAAUUUUCAGAAAAUACUGACUUUCCAGUUGACAAUUGUCAGUCUGCACAUGGAAAAGAUGGAAAAACAUAUGAAGCAAUUGUGGUAGAGGAUGACAGGACUAUGGGGAAAGGUAUUUUCUCUGAAUUAGACAAUGAGAUAGAUAUAGUGGACAAUUCAAGCAGCUCCAGUUCAAGUAAUUUGAAAGAGUCUGCUAUUAGUAUAAUUAAACAAAGUUUUAGUGCUUCUGAAAAAUAACCUCAGAUAAGAGAUUAUGUUGACAGUUCUGGAUCAAGACUGUGAUCAGCAUUGGCAGGAAUUGCUGUAUCACAAAGGAAAGUGAGUCAGAUCAGUGACCCUGUUCAGCAGAUUCUUAUUCAGCUGCACAAAAUUAUCUUCAUCACUCAACUUUCUCCAGCUUUGUGAUGCAAUUUGAAAAGGAGAAUCAUUGAAAGAUUCAAGAAGUCCCUUGUCAGUCAGCAGGGCAAUCCUUGUAAACUGAAAUCAGAGAUCAAAAAGCUGCUUCAAGGUUCUCCUGAAUUGAUUAAACCAAGUAUCUUCACAGCAGAUUGGCAGGGCGGAAAUAUAUUGCUUCCAGAUGAUAGAAAAGGCAUUCUUGGCACUUCUGGCAUAGCAGAAGGGAUGACAUAUAAGCAGUUGCAGGUUCUAAUUGAAGAGGUUCUAGAGGAAAGUGGUUAUUGCAGUUUCUUUUCUAACAGGUCAGUCUAG
This is a messenger RNA of Parus major (Great Tit), 3363 nucleotides long. RefSeq names its product NIMA related kinase 10 (gene NEK10). Gene Ontology annotation, molecular function: protein kinase activity; ATP binding. Gene Ontology annotation, biological process: protein phosphorylation. NCBI's taxonomy places the organism in Eukaryota, Metazoa, Chordata, Aves, Passeriformes, Paridae. The record is from RefSeq and is a predicted model, not a curated record.